UGUCAAAUUUCUUUGAUUGCAGUUUUUUCCAGGCUUCUUCGAUUUCAAUCGGUAACCUAUUGCAAACUCAACCACUGCGAGGAUCAUUCUGUUCACUUUCUCUAUCCGCGGUUCAAAGACCUCAUUAUUUUGUUAUUGUGUUUGUCUUUCUUUAGGUGUCUAUGUGUUUGGUUUCCUGUUCAUGUUGCCCCAGCUAUUUGUCAACUACAAGCUCAAAUCAGUCGCUCACCUUCCUUGGAGAGCGUUUAUGUACAAGGCGUUCAACACGUUCAUUGACGAUGUGUUUGCAUUUAUAAUCGUCAUGCCCACCGCUCACCGCCUGGCCUGUUUCAGGGAUGACGUCGUGUUCGUUAUUUAUCUCUAUCAGAGAUGGUUGUAUCCAGUCGACAUGAAGAGGGUGAACGAGUUUGGUGUUUCGUACGAAGACCAGGAAAACGAAGACAAACCACACGAAGACUAAUAAUGCCUUAAUAACCAAAAUGUGGCCGUAGUUAGUUAAUAGAAAAUAAAAAGUAAAUUAACACUUUAACGUAA
Messenger RNA from Orbicella faveolata, 534 nucleotides. RefSeq names its product lipid scramblase CLPTM1L-like. Lineage: Eukaryota; Metazoa; Cnidaria; Anthozoa; Scleractinia; Merulinidae. The record is from RefSeq and is a predicted model, not a curated record. Gene Ontology annotation, cellular component: membrane; endomembrane system.